Chrysoperla carnea is the source of this 1143-nucleotide messenger RNA. RefSeq names its product leucine-rich repeat-containing protein 34-like. The coding region runs from base 1 to 1143 and encodes 380 amino acids. Gene Ontology annotation, molecular function: protein binding. The transcript has 7 exons. NCBI's taxonomy places the organism in Eukaryota, Metazoa, Arthropoda, Insecta, Neuroptera, Chrysopidae. The record is from RefSeq and is a predicted model, not a curated record.
AUGCAAUUGUACACAGAAAAGAAUUCUGAUGGUACCAAAUAUUUACGAUUAAAAGGCAAUGAAUUACGGGACAUUAUCAAAAGACGUCUAGAAGAUUAUGAUGUACCAAUUAUUUGUGAAUACAUCAAAACUACUCCGACAAUUGUAAAAUUAGAUUUAGCAUACAAUUCAAUUGGUGAUAAAGGCUUUAUAGAAAUUGUUUAUAGAGUUUUAAAUAAAUUACACAAUUUACAAUAUUUAAAUGUUAUGCAUAAUGAUAUUACAGAAAAAGGUAUACAAGCGAUCGCCACAUUGGGACAGAAUUUGAAAUUAAAAACACUGAGAUUAGUUGGAAACAAAAUCGGUUCAGAGGGAGGAAAAUUAAUAGGAUUAUUAUUGGCCACAAAUCCUAUAUUAGAACAUUUGGAUUUAGCUGAAACUGAUCAAACAUUAUCAAGUUUAGCAUUUAUAACGACAUCGUUACGUGAGGAUCGUGGAUUUAAUAAAAAUAUUAAAGUUUUAGAUAUUUCACGAAUAAUACCAAGCUUUAUACGUUCACAAUAUCAGUCUGGUCAUUUAGCUGAAACCAUUGGUGAUAUGUUAAAAUUUAAUACAACCUUAGUUGAAUUACAUCUCCAAAAAUGUGAAUUAGAUGGCCAUGAUAUUGAAUUAAUGCUAAUUGGAAUGAAACAUAAUAUCACAUUAAAAUUUCUGGAUUUGGGAUAUAAUCGUUUUAGUAAUAUGGGAAUGGAAUUGUUAGCAAAUUAUUUACCAUCAUCUGGUUUAAUUGCAUUGAAUAUAGCUGGAAAUUCGAUUGGUAAUAUAGGAGCACGUGCUCUAAGUGCAGCUUUACCAUUUACGAAAAUUCGUUUGCUAGACAUUUCAUCGAAUCGAAUUCAACAAAAAGGCGUUCAUGUAAUUUUAAAUUCAAUCCGUAAACCACACAAAUUAAAAUUCUUCAGUUUAUGGGGUAAUGAAAUGACUGAUUUAACAAAUGAAACUUUAUAUCGAAUUUACAACGAAAAUAUUAUCGAUCCAAAAUAUUGUGAUGUACACGUUUAUAUUGUUGAUGGUAAAUAUUAUGCGGCACGAAAUACCCACUGUUUGUAUAAACAUCAAUUUUAUUGUGAAUUGGAUUAUGGUUUUGCUCAACCUAAACGAUAG